This is a messenger RNA of Necator americanus (New World hookworm), 2109 nucleotides long. RefSeq lists its product as uncharacterized. Bases 1 to 2109 code for a protein of 702 amino acids. The transcript has 18 exons. The record is from RefSeq and is a predicted model, not a curated record. Lineage: Eukaryota; Metazoa; Nematoda; Chromadorea; Rhabditida; Ancylostomatidae.
AUGGUUAUUGCGGCCCAGGCACGGUCUGCCAGGCAUCUCACACCUUCGAUAGAAAAAUGUCGGAUACCGGAAUUCCCCGCCGAGCACAUGUCGGCGAUAAAUACAUUCUUCUUACAACUUCGUAGUUUGGCUGCGAAAGGUGAAAAGUACCCGCCACAAAUAACGCUGGGCCCGGGAGGACAAAUGUUCGGACUCAGGUUCAGUUAUACUCUCUACCGCAAAGCUAUGAAUGAGAUUGAAACUUUCGGCACUUUGAACGCAAGCGAAUACGGUCUGUUCAGAUUUAACCGAACAUUCAACUACAGCGAUGCCUAUGAAGGUAAAUAUACUGCUGUGGACGGCCUAGUAAACCUCUUGAAAACUGUCGAUGCAGUCAAGUAUCAGAUGAUAUAUCCAAAUGCAACAGCAUACGGAUGUGGAAUGACAGUUUUCCAGAAGGAAAAUAACGAAUGUGAAAUGUAUGUUGUGUGCGCCUUUGACAAAAGAACACCGUAUACAGCAGAUUUUUAUCAGCCACAAGUUCGAUCACAGCAGGGGAACUACAAACCGUCAAUCUAUAUCGAACGUGGUUCGGAAAGACCAGUUAUGAAGCAACAUUAUGUGGUGAGGGACACAUAUAAGAGCCCACUGGACUCAUCAAUGUCUGCUCCUAUGGGGCAGUCCACAUUUCACGUUCAAAUAGGAGGAGUUCCACCACAUAUUAGGCGAUACGGCCAGCAAAAUCAUCCUGUUAUUCGAACUAUGUUUAGUGCUGCCCCACUAAAGAGUAUUUUGAACAUUAACGUCUCACCAAUAAACGCUGUUACCGAUACAAGAGCGUACCGACUGGAUGUCGCCGGAAGAGACGGUGUCUCUUCCGUUCAUGGAAUUCCUGGACAAAUCACCGGAGUGCAGAACAUUAUGGUUGAUCCAGACAUGUCUCAUCGAGGAUAUAUUGGCUACGAAGAUGAGCUGCGUCCAAAACAUCCAACCAACGACGUCAUGCCGUCCACAUCCAAAGAACAGUCAAUGCCUGUGAGACAUGAUCGACUUGAGCGCACUUACGGUGUCGCGCUGCAGCAUCCAGCUACGAGAACAGAAACAUCUCAAAAUUCUGUGACUCGAUGUACAUCACCUUUGCCGGAGUCCAUUUGUAGUCGUUUGAAGCAACAAAAAUAUGAGAAAUAUAUGAAACCUUGCAAACCGCGAAUGUUUUGCUUCUUCAUGGAACAGCACGUUGAACGACUCCUUGCUCAAUACAAAGAACGCAUGAAACGAGCACAUCAGUUACAACGAGAAAUGGAAGCCGCAAAUCUACCGGAAUCAAUGAAGCAGAAAAUGUUGGAUUUUUUGCAGCAAAAAGAGUCCAGGUUCAUGCGACUACGACGGCAGAAAAUGAAUAAAGAUAUGUUUGAAGUACUGCAACAUAUAGGUGUUGGUGCGUUCGGUCGGGUAUCCCUCGUUAAAAAGGUUACGUCGAAUCGAUGGAAUUCAUUCGUCACCUUCGACAUGAAAGCGCUACUCCUCGGCAUCAUAGCCAAUCUGGCACUUCUAAACUCCGCUCAAGAAGCUUCCACCUCCAGUGAAAAGUGUCGGAUACCGGAAUUCCCCGCCGAGCACAUAUCGGCGAUAGAUACAUUCUUCUUACAAAUUCGUACUUUGGCUGCGAAAGGUGAAAAUUAUUCGACAGAAAUAUCGCUGGGCCCGGGAGGACAAAUGUUCGGACUUAGGUUCAGUCAUAAUCUCUACCGCAAAGCUAUGAGUGAGGUUGAAACUUUCGGCACCUUGAACCCAACCGAAUACGGUCUGUUCAGACUUAACCGAACAUUCAACUAUGACGAUGCCUAUGAAGGUAAAUAUACUGCUGUGGACGGUCUAGCAAACCUCUUGGAAACUAUCAAGUCAGUCAAGAAUCAGAUGAUAUAUCCAAAUGCAACAGCAUACGGAUGUGGAAUGACAGUUUUCCCGAAGGAAAAUAACGAAUGUGAAAUGUAUGUUGUAUGCAUCUUUGACAAAAGUGCUCCGGAAAAUUAUACAAUGCAAGGCGACCCUUGUAAGGAGGACAAGGAUUGCCCCCAAGGAUCGACACCUGCGAAAUGUAUCGUUCCUUUGUGUCACAGUCAAGAGUGA